AAUGCACCCAUGCAAUCGAAGCGCAUUUCAAUUUCGGAUGCGCCAGUCCUGGGAAGUCUUGGCAGCCAAUUACAAAAAGGCAUGGAACCGCUUUUCCCAGGCAGCCACCCAAAGCACCCGUAUUGUGAACCUGGUCUAGCGCUAGUUUGCUUCAUCGGAGAGCAAAAGAAGCAAGAUGCCGUGUCUGAGUGGGUGGUUCGUUUAAGCAAAGCGGCUGAGAAGCUUCUUAAUACCAUGGCCUUUCCUUCUCUCUUCUUUCAUUCAUUCAUUUUUUUUUCUUGCCCUCCAUCCAAUCCAUCCCACCAUAGUCAAUCGUUCAACAUAUUAGUGCCAUAAGCUACACUCGCUCGCUUAGGCAACUACUCAAGGCGCAAUAACAUCUUGCCAGACAUUGUCCAUUGUCAACCGACCUAAAUCCACACCCCCCUACCGCAGCCAAAAUGCAGAUCCCCACCGUCUGGACCGUCGUGACCUCGGUCGCCCACAUCCAGGUUCGCCAGGCCCAAAACUGCGAGGUCAUCGUGCCGUCCAUCUCGUCCCAGAUGCCGCCCAUGCCGACGGUCAUGGCAUCGCUCAUGGAGGCCGCCAAGACGGACGUCUGCACGCUCACCGAGGCCAUCAAGUACGAAUCCGAAAUCGACCUUUACCGCACCGAGCUCAUAAAGUGGGCGCAGACCGAGUCGAACCAGGCCCUGAUCAUGAGCAUGGCCGCCUGCGACGAUUGGGCCGAGUCCAGCUACAGCUCCCAGUACGCAUCCAUGACCACCUGUGCCCCUCCCAAGGACGUCCCGGGCCCCACCGGCCGCUCCAAGACCGACGUCCCGACCAAGACGGCGUCUACAAUGACGAGCGCCGCGACUGCUGCCCAGACCGCCGCGGCAUCUUCGGCCACGGGUGCUGCGUCGUCGGCCGGUGCUGCGUCUUCCGCGGUUCCGGCUGCUGGCGCCGGAGCCAAGUCUACCUCAUCCAUGGUCCUGGCUGUAGGAGCCGUUUUGGUGGGCAGCUUCUUUGCGUUGUAGAAGGGAAAGCUGGAAAUGCUGUCAUGAUUUUGGCUCGGGAACAGUCCGGUGGAUUUUUAGCGUCGUGUUAUGUGUAAUAAUUACUGCCCGCAAAUGGAAACAGUAAAACCUUGA
Pyricularia oryzae 70-15 is the source of this 1133-nucleotide messenger RNA. RefSeq lists its product as uncharacterized. Lineage: Eukaryota; Fungi; Ascomycota; Sordariomycetes; Magnaporthales; Pyriculariaceae. The coding region runs from base 441 to 1019 and encodes 192 amino acids. The transcript has a single exon. The record is from RefSeq and is a predicted model, not a curated record.